Messenger RNA from Lodderomyces orthopsilosis Co 90-125, 1008 nucleotides. It is a transcript of the gene SNF4, whose product is annotated as AMP-activated serine/threonine-protein kinase regulatory subunit. Bases 1 to 1008 code for a protein of 335 amino acids. The transcript has a single exon. NCBI's taxonomy places the organism in Eukaryota, Fungi, Ascomycota, Pichiomycetes, Serinales, Debaryomycetaceae. The record is from RefSeq and is a predicted model, not a curated record.
AUGACAGACGUCGCACCGCCUUCAAGCUCUACUCCUAACGACUACAUACUCAGUUUAUCAGACGAAGAAAUAGAUCACGAUCAGAAAAUAGGUAUCAAAGCCAUUCGGUUAUUCUUACAAAGCAAAACGUCGUAUGAUGUAUUACCCGUGAGUUAUAGACUAAUCGUAUUAGAUACAUCAUUAUUGGUUAAAAAGUCAUUGAAUAUCUUGCUACAGAAUAACAUUGUUUCAGCUCCGUUAUGGAACAACAAGACUUCCCGGUUUGCUGGUUUGUUAACUUCAAGUGAUUUUAUCAAUGUCAUCCAAUACUAUUUCCAAUACCCAGAGAAGUUUGAACUAGUUGAUCAAUUGACAUUAGAUGGGUUAAGGGACGUGGAAAAGGCCAUUGGUGUUGAUCAAAUAGAAACUGCCUCGAUACACCCUUUCAAGUCGUUAUAUGAGGCAUGUGUGAAAAUGUUGGAGUCGAAAGCUAGAAGAAUUCCAUUGUUGGACACAAAUGAGAAUGAAGCAAGAGAUAUAGUCGUCAGUGUGUUAACUCAGUACCGUAUUUUAAAAUUCGUGGCUUUGAAUUGUAAAGAAACCAAGAUGUUACUAAAACAAAUCCAACAUACAGAGCUCAACAAACCAAAGAAAUUGAGCACUUGUACAAUGGAUACUCCUGUUAUCGAAGUGAUUCAUUUGUUAACAUCAAACUCAAUUUCAUCUAUCCCCAUCGUCAAUGAAGAAGGUAAAUUAAUAAAUGUCUACGAAACAGUUGAUGUAUUGGCGUUGGUCAAAGGUGGUAUAUACACAGAUUUGGACUUGUCCGUAGGUGAGGCAUUGUUAAGGAGAUCAGAAGAUUUUGAAGGAGUUCAUACUUGUACCGUAACUGAUAGGUUGAGUACUAUUAUGGAUACAAUUCGAAAAUCAAGGUUGCAUAGAUUGUUUGUUGUUGAUGAUGAAGGGAAAUUGAUUAAUGUGAUCACAUUGAGUGAUAUUUUAAACUAUAUAUUGUUUGGAGAAGAUUAA